AUGAUUUUGGUAUUAGAUGUUGGAUUGGUUCCUCUGAAUGAUCCAACAGCAACUAUAUUGGAACAGCUGAAGAUCCCAUUUGCCUACCUUCCACCUAUCAACACUCUGGCAGAAGAGCUAACUGCUCCUCCACCUUCAAAUUGUCGCUUUCCACUCUCUAACAGUUGGUAUGCUCAAAUUAGCUUUCGUGUUCCUACUUCACUUGUGGAACAAUCAUUCGUACUUUCCACAGAUCAACAUUCUAAACAGUUAUUAGUAGCAAUUGUUGGAACAAUCAUCGAACCUCCUCCAACUGGACAUACAGAGGAAUCAUUCCAUCACUUGUGGGAUAGUCUCAUCACACAAAUUAUACGAUUAUUUUGUGAAGAAACCAUAAGCUAUGAGAGGAACUCAAAUCACUUUACAUUUACUGGAUUGCAACGACCUGACCUUACCCUUUCUAUUGGAGGGUAUAGUAUCUUUCGAGCAGAGGAAAAAGGACCAGAAACUCUUGGUGACCCUGCAGAUAAGCUCAUAUCAAAACUCUUCUAG
Molecule: messenger RNA, 531 nt
Organism: Funneliformis geosporum
Lineage: Eukaryota; Fungi; Glomeromycota; Glomeromycetes; Glomerales; Glomeraceae
Source: the annotation of a GenBank genome assembly